UGGGCCCCUGUACCGCCUCCUCAUGCUGCUGCCAGGCCCGUAAAUCUGCCAUGGGCCCCUGUACCGCCUCCUCAUGCUGCUGCCAGGUCCAGAGUGUCUCAUGGGUCCCUGUACGGCCUCCCAUUGCUGCUGUCUCCAUCGCCACACUCUGCCAUGUGCCACUUUCAGGUCUCCUCACACUGCUGCUGGGUUCCAUUUUGUCAUAGGGUGCUGGCAGAUUACGGGCCUCCCAUUGCUGCUGCCAGGCCCGUAAUCUGCCAUGGGCCCCUGUACCGCCUCCUCAUGCUGCUGCCAGGUCCCAGUGUCUCAUGGGUCCCUGUACCGCCUCCCAUUGCUGCUGUCUCCAUCGCCCACACUCUGCCAUGUGCCACUUUCAGGUCUCCUCACACUGCUGGUGGGUUCCAUUUUGUCAUAGGGUGCUGGCAGAUUACGGGCUCUCCCAUUGCUGCUGCCAGG
Staurois parvus is the source of this 456-nucleotide messenger RNA. NCBI's taxonomy places the organism in Eukaryota, Metazoa, Chordata, Amphibia, Anura, Ranidae. The record is from the annotation of a GenBank genome assembly.